Messenger RNA from Colletotrichum godetiae, 1617 nucleotides. RefSeq lists its product as uncharacterized. The record is from RefSeq and is a predicted model, not a curated record. The transcript is spliced from 2 exons. NCBI's taxonomy places the organism in Eukaryota, Fungi, Ascomycota, Sordariomycetes, Glomerellales, Glomerellaceae. Bases 1 to 1617 code for a protein of 538 amino acids.
AUGGACCAGCAUGAAUGUUGUUUCAAUUCACACCGCGUCCAAAGCAUGCACCAGGAAGAGGUGCUUCGCCAUCGAAUGGACUUUGAACCGUACCGAUCACAAACAAAUGCUUUGGCCAGAUCAUCCCUGACGAUCCCCUCUUCGAUGCCGUUGUUAGAGCAGCUCUCUCUUCCUCCAACCCCUCCUGCCCACAUCGACCGAGGGCCGAAUCGAAGCCCGACUCUCCCGCUCUCGCGCGUCUGGCACUUGCAGACACCGGACACUGUGAAGAACAGAGCAAAGAACAUCGGCCGAACGAAGGAUCCACCGCGCCUUCCCAAAAGACAGUAUACAAAGUUCUUUCAAAGAGUUCCCGACACCAAAGAUGGGUGGCUUGAAGCAAGGGAUCGGCUCGGCCUGACGAAUCUUGAAGGCAUCGCGAAAGCGAUCGAUGAUAUCAUAUGGUUCGGAAACGAUUGUGAGCUGCCCUGGAUCCUCAAGGACAUGAAAGACUACAUUGCGCAUCGGGCGGGGAAAUCGAUGAGCAUCGGUGGCCCCGACCGAGGCACCCUCCUGUCCAGAUACGGCCACGUAGUCUUCUUGGGUGAAUGCUGCGUCGCCCGUCAGCUGGGAAUAAGUAAGGAAUUAAUCGACAACGCCGUGGAAAAUUUUCUUGACAAUACGAUAUCGUCAGCCAGGUCGUCGAAACGAACCUGCGCGGGUAGGAAGACACAGCAGAUGUACGGGAAGGUUCCAUCAUGGAUUACGGGUCAGGAGCAAUCGCUGUUUGACCAUUGUGGGCAUCUUGCAUCAGAGAUGUUCCUUCAUGCUGCGAUGAGUCUCUCAAACUUUGACAGUCUAUCCAGGUCCGGGCCAGACCAGCGGUUUCGGGAAAAGAUCAUGGCUAAGAUCCCAUCGGACACGAUAUCGUCGCCCCAGACCGAGCUUCCCUUCUAUUUGCCGUUCAUUGUUUGGGCAUGUAUCCGCCUUCACACAGGCAUUGAUUGCUACGAGCAACUGGAACCGGCCUUAGGUGCCACCAAGUUUACCGAAGCCGAUUUCCAAAAAUGGUUUGAAAUUUAUCAACGGAACACAACAAAGCCUAUCACAGGUCGCAAGCGUCACCUAGACGACGUCCAACCUCAGCCGAUAAGCAAACAACAGCGGACCGAUUCCCAAAGGUCAUGCAGGUCACCACCUCAUACUGCUGCUUCGGCUCUCUCAGGUGCUCUUGCACAGGAAGGCAGUUCUGCCCCGUCCCUGCUCAUCGGCAGCAAUGCAAACAAGGGCGCACCUGAGCAAGGGCUACAAAAUCAUCGAUUGCCCCAGAUUCCUACUUGCGUUGGUGCUGACCAGUUCACUCCGUCAUUCGCGCUGGAGUUUGGCCGCGAAACGACUUUUCAUGGAUCACAAUUAGAAAAGCCUGCCGGCUAUGUGUAUGAUCUGACCGGCCCAGUCGACCAGCCUCCGGCCCAACUCGAGAACAUCACAGUCCCAUUCACCGGGCCGCGUGACGAUAUAAUCGGCGCAACCAUUUCGUCGGAAAGUUUUUGGAGCGGCUUCGAUUGGAAUCAAAUUAGCCGUCUUGAGCCGGCGCAUCAUGAGGACCGUGUUCGAUAUAUGAGCGGGCACGAGUGA